Messenger RNA from Crotalus tigris (Tiger rattlesnake), 4749 nucleotides. RefSeq names its product nuclear factor 1 X-type-like. The transcript has 3 exons. Gene Ontology annotation, cellular component: nucleus. NCBI's taxonomy places the organism in Eukaryota, Metazoa, Chordata, Lepidosauria, Squamata, Viperidae. Bases 821 to 1558 code for a protein of 245 amino acids. Gene Ontology annotation, molecular function: DNA-binding transcription factor activity, RNA polymerase II-specific; RNA polymerase II cis-regulatory region sequence-specific DNA binding. Gene Ontology annotation, biological process: regulation of transcription by RNA polymerase II. The record is from RefSeq and is a predicted model, not a curated record.
UCUUCUUUUUUUUUUUCUGCUGGCAUUGGCAAAGGCAAAUGGUUGGGGACCGAGCAUGAAAGGAGAAAGCAAGCAAGCCAGAGAGUUUAGGAGGAAAAAGGGAAAGGAAAAAAAGGGGGAAAACAACAACAACAAAAUCCCCCAUACCCCAGCAGUUGGGUUUUGCCAGCAGCCGAUCACAGCUGAUCCCAGAGCGGAGUCUGCCCCCUUUCCCCUAGACCUGCGAUCACCCCUAUUCUCAGGCGGAGGGAGCCACAUCUAAGUUGCAUCUUUGCAUUUCUGCCAACGCUGAGAGAGAUUCUUCCCUGGCCUCAGCUUCCCCUGUCUGAUUAUUUGCUGUUGUCCUUCCUAUUUUUAAAUUUUGUUUCCUUUCUUCCCUUUAUCACUAUUAUUGCUGUUAUUGUUGCUAGUUUUUGUUUUAACAGCCAUUUGGCAUUUUUAACCUAUUUCGUGUAUGUGGCACAGGCAGAGUGAUACUGAUUUAUUUCUGUCUUCGGUUGAGGUUUCCCUUCCUAGCUGCCUUCUUUCAGUUUUUAAUCCUUCCUUUUUGCUUUCCCUCUCUUUUUAUUAAACAAGACUUGAACAUUUUGGUGAACAGUUUGUAGUGAAGAAUACAGCCAACAAUUAUUUUCUAUUUAAUGUAAGAAAUAUCCAGCACUCUUGUGUGCACUUCCUUCGUACAGUUUUACUUUCCUCCUUUUUCUCCUCUCCUCACCUUCCACCCCGUAUACCCACAAUAUCGUCUGCCUUCUAUUCUCUGCAAUUCUGAGCCCAGAAUUUCUGAAUCGGGGGCUUAGCUUCGCCGGGAUGAGACAGAGCAAUGGAUGAAUUCCACCCCUUCAUUGAAGCUCUCCUUCCUCAUGUCCGUGCCUUUUCCUACACAUGGUUCAACCUGCAAGCUCGGAAGCGAAAGUACUUUAAGAAGCACGAGAAGCGAAUGUCAAAGGAUGAGGAACGAGCUGUGAAGGAUGAAUUACUUGGUGAAAAGCCUGAGAUCAAGCAGAAAUGGGCAUCCCGACUCCUGGCCAAGCUACGCAAGGAUAUCCGCCCAGAGUUUCGUGAGGACUUUGUCUUGACCAUCACGGGCAAGAAAGCACCAUGUUGUGUCCUCUCCAAUCCAGAUCAGAAAGGCAAAAUUCGCAGGAUUGACUGCCUGAGGCAGGCUGACAAGGUUUGGAGGCUGGACCUAGUUAUGGUCAUCUUGUUCAAAGGGAUCCCCCUUGAAAGUACUGAUGGGGAGCGGCUAUACAAGUCGCCGCAGUGCUCAAACCCGGGCCUUUGCGUCCAGCCACACCACAUUGGAGUCACAAUUAAAGAACUGGAUCUUUACUUGGCGUAUUUUGUUCACACUCCUGAGUAUGCCCACCCAGUGUGUGUCCUGCAGCCUCUGGACAAUGUCAGGAGGUUCAUCUCAGCGCCUGCGGAUGGCAUUACUGGCACACUCAUAUCAUCUAUUCUGCACAGCUCAGGGCACUUCCAGGCCUGGCAAGUAAAAAAACAACAUUCCUGUAUUCCUUUUCCUCAAGUGCUUUUCCUUUUCCUUUCUCACUCUAAUUAAAGUUACAACAAAACUAGGCCCCCAUUACCUUCCCAGCCAGAUUCACACCAAUCCAUUUUAAACACAGAGAAUUCCCCUUUCAUAUCAGAAUAUGUACGUAUUGAUUUGUGGCAAUUUUACUCCAAGGCAUCACACAUAAAGUAGAUCUUAUCAUGCUUUCUAAAAUUCAGAUAAAUCAUCUGAAAGAGAUUAUCAUUCCAUACUCCAAGUCAAAUAUGGAAAGUUGGGUAAACUCAUGAGGGGAAUAAAAUAAAUGACCUCUGACAAUUAAUCAUUUAUGUUUUAAUGAUUAAGUAGUUUUUCCCAGAUAUUGGCAAAUAAGCUGGCAAAUCAUUUUAAAAUGUAAUGUGAUCCUUAAGCAAUUGAAUUCCUUGCAUUUUUAAGGAAGUAUAUAUGUGUGUAUUCACAGUUGGAUUGUAUAGGCCAUAUUCUUCACUCUACUCCAAUGAAAAGCCCAGGAAGGCCACUUAAGCCUAAAGCUAUUUACAGAUCAAUAGUUUGUAUAAGAGUUUGUUUUCUUCCAGUUUUAAAUUUCUGUAUGCAGAUAUCAUAAGCCAUAACAAGAUACGGGUGGGUUAUGAAUAUUUGAUGGAAUUAUUAACAUGCAUGAUAUUACAGUAUUUUGCAAGUCAAGAUUCUCUUAACACUGCAAAGUAUUUAAUCUUUUAAGUGAAAUAAAGAAGACUGAGAAAAGGUAUGGUGGAACAGAAAAUUCAAUUCAUGCCACUAAAUAUGGAAAAUAGAACUGCUAAAAUCCCUUUUACCGGUGGAAUAAGCUCUAUUUUACAACCUACCAAACUUUAAACAAUUGAUUCUGUGUUUAGCCUUAGAAUCCCAAGUUCUGAAUGGUGCCUGCUCCAUUAUACUGCCUUCUUUUAUCCUACCUUUAUUACUGUACAGGUCUUAAAUAAAGAUAGCAAUACGUAGCAUAGGCAGUAAAUCAGACAGAUUUUUUACUGAUUGCAUGCCAACAGUUCCUAAUUCUGUGCUUUUCAUAAUAUUUUAUUUAUUAUUUGAGCUUUCUAUUUUAAGAAAAAUCCUCAAGGAAAUUCUUAUGGCAAAUGCAAGAAUGAGAUGUUGGAUAUUUGUAGAGAAAAGUCAGUGUGGGAAAUUACUACCACCCCUCCCCUGAUUUCCUGUUAUAUAUAUGUAUAUAUGUAUGUAUGUAUGCAUGUAUGCAUUUUUCCUGUUACUGGACUAGAAGCAAGUUCAACUGUAGUGGAGAAGGGGAAAACAACUUUGGGACAGACCUGGAAAAUCAAUGAUGCAGGAUAGGUUAAACUCACCUUUCUCCUUUUCACCGACCCAUCUGUGAACAAUACUUGGACUAUUUGACUAUAUAUCAAAGUCAAUCAUCAGAUUAUUAAGGGGAAAAAAACAUGAUAUACUGUAUGGGUUUGGGAACACAUGUUGCCAAGGUGGCAUAAAGCCCAAUUCCAAAAGUGGCAGUAUUAUCUAUCCAUGUCUAAAUCAAAAAUAACACCUUAAGCAAUACAAAAACAGGAGCAGUAGUAUUAAAAAUUGUGGGUCUUUGCUAAGAAAAUAUGUAAAAUGUGUAGAAAAUCUUUCCAUCAUAAAAUUUUAAUUAUUUAUUCAUGUCUCCUAACUGUAAAAAUAAUGCAUAUUUUUAACUUCUUAAUCUACAUGUUUUUCUUCAUGGAAUAAAUAGUAAUGGGACUGGAGAAUGAUUUUAAUUGGGAAAGCGUGAUAGUCCCAUACAGUUCAGGGUCCUCCCAUCGGUACAGCUGAUUUCUUUAAGAAUAGAUGGAAGAUUCAGAUCUCAGUUUCCAAUAUCACAUCAUUAGGUUACAGUAUGUGCUGCUCUUUCAUUGGUAACUUGUUAAUUGUGCACGAGAGAAUGAAAAAGGGGACAAGAGGACAUCACUCCUAUGGCAUGGAGGAGAGACUACUAUAUUUUCUCAGUUGCUUGAUCUUAAUUGCAGUACAUAACUUAGUAAAAUAGUGCACUUACUAGAAUUUAGAGCAAUUUGCUUUUGAUUCAGUUAAUCUUAUUUUUAGAGAGCAAUCAUGGAUAAACCUAUCACUUCUACCCCAUUUUAAAACCAUAACCAAAGUAUUUAUUUUUACAGAUAUGGUUUUAAAACCAGUAGGCCAAUUCAUUUCUCAUCCCUGCUAUGGGGGCAUUGUUUUAGCUUGUUUGGGUAUGUCUUGGUGUUAUGAAAAUUUGUAAAACCCAUUUGAUGAAAGUUCAUUCAAUGAAACGCUAACUUAUAUCAUUGUUUUAUUACAAGUCAUGUUCGUUUCUAAGGAGUUGGUCUAUUUCCUUAUUUCUUUUAAAUUUUAAAACAAGAAGAGAGUCCUCCCUUAGUGAAAGCAUGCUUUGUAAAUAGUUGGGUCUUUUAUUAGAUCCAAAAAUUAAUAUUUUUUGCCAAGCACAAAUGCCAGAUGUAUUUCCUAUUCUUACCAUGUUGGCGUUUUCUUGUCUUCUUCAUUUCUUUCUUUUGUUAUGAAAAAGACUGCCUUUCCCGCCCUAAAAGUAGAAGGCACAAUUUCUUUGGUGCUAGGUUACUUCUUGGCUACAAAACAAUCCUCUUUUAAUAUUUUAUAUGAAUGGUAAACAACAUAAAGUUGUCAUGCCAUUUCCCAAAUCAUAGGCUGAUGGUGAGUUACAAGUUUGACAUGGCUAAGGAAGAAUAAACCCUAACCUCCACUGGUGAGAUUCUAGAGAAAGCUAAUGACACUUAUUGUUUAGUGUUCAGGAAAAUAUGAGUAUCCUUCUUUCCAGUUAAGUAUAGUGGGUAGUAUACUGUAGACUGUUUAAACUGUCUGAAGUUUGCCCUGAGAAGUUGUGUUUUUAAGAUAGAGAGGUUACUGCUGUGUUUUAGCCUUCGUAUUCUAACUAUGAAAAAUUGAAUUAAAAUAUUACAAAUAAUAUACAGUAAUGUACAAAACUAGUACAUUAUUCACUCCACAUAUAGUGCAUUUGGGGGGGGGUGUAAAAUACUGUAUCUGAUAUCACCAGAAUGUGAUCUUCCUGUCCCCGUUUAAAAAAAAAAGAUGUGUAAAUUGUGCUUUUAAAGUUGAAGUACAACUUAUCAAGAGCUGCAUUCACUCUGGAAAGAGGAAGCAAGUAGGAGAAUUAAAAUUGUAGUAAUUCUAGAUUGAGCAGGAUCAGGGCACCUUAAGAUUCCAUUCCAAGUUAUAAUUGUUCUAGUUAAGGGGAAACCAAU